UAUCGUGAUGGUGGACACAAGAAGAGGCUUCCUCCUCCUCAUGUAGAGAUAUAUCGAGCCAGAUAUAUUGUGCUCGUUCUUGUGCGAGGUGUGUUCUCUCCCAUUGCUUCUACAAUCUAUUAAGGGAUAUCAAUAUCGCUGAAUUUUUGUGGCUUGCGAGAGAAAGGGAGAAAGAGAGAGAGAGAGAGAGAGAGAUAACAGAGGGUUCGUUUUUAUUUCGAAGAGAAAGAAAGACUCUCGAAGGAUGUCCUUUGAAUUAGAAGAAUACCCAAUCGAUUCGGAGACCAAGGUCGUCGCGGUAAAAGAACUCAGGGAAACCGAGGAAAAUGUGAAAAAUGGUAUCAACACUUUGAGGAAGUAUAUCGAAGAGGACAAAACCUUACAUUUUAGAACGGACGAUGAAUUCCUUAUGAUCUUUCUUCGACCAUGCAAAUAUUAUCCGGAAAGUGCUUACGAAUUGAUAAAAAGAAUCGCCGAUUUUAAACAGAAGCAGGCUGCACUUUUGGACAAUUUAAUACCUUCCGAUGAAAAGAAAUCUUUUCUCGAGCACAACGUCGUCAAUGUUCUUAAAACUAGAGAUGAAAAGAGGCGAAGAGUGUUGUUAAUUAACGUCGGCAAAACUUGGGACCCUUCGAAAAUUAAUGCCGAUCAAUUAUUUCGAUUGCUUUAUCUCAUCCAUGUGGCCGCCAUGUUCGAACCUGAGACUCAAGUACGUGGUUCCAUCGUAAUAAUGGAUUUCGAUGGUCUCUCGAUGAAACAGGUGAUGGGUUUGACACCGUCUUUUAAUAUGAGACUUCUAACUUUUAUUCAAGAUGCAUUACCGUUCCGAUUAAAGGAGGUUCAUAUCGUAAAACAGCCAUUCCUCUUCAAUAUGGUUUGGCAAAUGUUUAAGCCGUUCGUUCGUGAAAAAUUAAAGAAACGUAUGUUUUUCCACGGCACGAAAAUGUCUUCGUUGCAUAGUCACAUUGCACCUAGUCAUUUACCAAAAAAUUAUGGCGGCCAAUUACCUGAAAUCGAUUACACCAGUGCCGAUUGGUAUCCGACGAUUCUUCAAUACGAAGAUAGAAUAAAAGAAUGGAAUUCGUAUGGGUAUCAGAUAAAUAAGUAAUUUCAGUCUCCCAUAGCGUAUUAUUCUUUUUCUUCAACAAAAUUAAGACUGGAACGUUCUUUUUUGUUAGUCGUUGUUAACUAGAAAGUAAAAGUUUAAGAUUAUAUAACUCGCUUUAAAUUUUAUACAAAUUGCAUAUUUUAUAUAUAUAUGUCAUGACAUUUAUUUAAUUGAGUUCCUGUUUUUACAAAAACAUGUUGUCAGUGUACGCGCGCAUGCGCGCGUGUAUGUGUAUGUAUGUAUGUAUGCGUUUCAUUAAACGUAAUCGCCUCGUAACUAUAAACCAAUCCAAGGCAUAAAUAUUUCUGUAUAAGUAUAUGUUAUUACGUACACUAUUAAAAGGGUUUAAAUAUAGUGCGUUAUCAUAGAAAAUCUAUGCUGAUUUAUGUAUAAUAUAUAAUAUAUUUUUACCAACAUAAAA
Messenger RNA from Vespula pensylvanica (western yellowjacket), 1529 nucleotides. Its product is annotated as retinaldehyde-binding protein 1. The transcript is spliced from 5 exons. Lineage: Eukaryota; Metazoa; Arthropoda; Insecta; Hymenoptera; Vespidae. The record is from RefSeq and is a predicted model, not a curated record. Gene Ontology annotation, cellular component: membrane. Gene Ontology annotation, molecular function: phosphatidylinositol bisphosphate binding. Bases 245 to 1108 code for a protein of 287 amino acids.